AUGCCUCAUCGCAUCUGCUCUGUUGAGAUUAACAACAACUCUGGCAGCUACACUCUCUCCAACCCAAGGGUGUUCACAGAGAGCGGAUGUUGUGAGGUCCCUUUGCCACCUAUGGUGGGUCCCUGCUCUGCUGCCAGCGCAAUGUUCAACAAGACCACUGGCAGUGCAACCGGAUCCGUCGGCGUCUUCACCUAUGACCUUUUCAACUACGACCUGAACGACUACAGCCACGUCAUGGCGGUCAUGUUCUCCGUGCCCUUUGAUCGAAACAUGUACUCCAACUGGUUUGCUGUGGGGAUCUUUGAGAGAGGAAACAACUGCGACUACAAUCUCUAUGAUGUUAUGUAUAAUGGAAGUGAAAACAAUUUUGUAAGAGCAAAGGCUGACGGCUCCAGCAUUUCUUACGAGGGCGAUUAUGUUAUUGUCAGUGCCUCCAUGUCAGACUCAGGUGAAGCAGUCCUGAGGGUGGAUGUCAGUGAUACAGGCAUGUAUUAA
Messenger RNA from Cottoperca gobio, 495 nucleotides. RefSeq names its product DELTA-sagatoxin-Srs1a-like. The record is from RefSeq and is a predicted model, not a curated record. Gene Ontology annotation, biological process: pore complex assembly; cytolysis in another organism; monoatomic cation transport. Gene Ontology annotation, cellular component: pore complex. Lineage: Eukaryota; Metazoa; Chordata; Actinopteri; Perciformes; Bovichtidae. The transcript is spliced from 2 exons. Gene Ontology annotation, molecular function: channel activity. The coding region runs from base 1 to 495 and encodes 164 amino acids.